Radiomyces spectabilis is the source of this 340-nucleotide messenger RNA. RefSeq lists its product as uncharacterized. Bases 64 to 273 code for a protein of 69 amino acids. The transcript has a single exon. The record is from RefSeq and is a predicted model, not a curated record. Lineage: Eukaryota; Fungi; Mucoromycota; Mucoromycetes; Mucorales; Radiomycetaceae.
GGCGUUUUUUUUUUUCUUUGAUCAACGCAGUGGGCAAUCAAACUCUACAUUUAUUUUGAUUCCAUGGCAAUGUUGUAUCAGCCAGUGACGGCAUGCUAUUUAUUUACGCAUCAGCCGCUCUUUGCAUUCUACCCUCUUUUUUUUCUUUUAACCUGGCUCCGUUUUGAACCUCGCGGUUCUAUUUUUGCUUGUUCCUCUUUACUUCUGCUUUGCACUUGUUUUUCUUUUCAUCUUGCUUCAGGCUAUUCAUUUGAGUGCGGCUUACAUCGGUGAUCAACUGUCUUUUCUUGUUCCCGAUUCGCGUUCUUUUUUUUUUCGCCUCUGCUAUUAUUUCUUUCGU